CUACAUAUCCCCAAAGGGCCUCACUUCCCUUUAAACCCCCCCGUCACUCUCGGCGCCUGAGCUUCUUUGCUCUUGGUGAAGAUGCCUUUUCACGGGCACCAUCACUCGGCUUCUUCGUCGUACCAGAAUGGUCCAACGACUCAGCCGGGAGCGGCAACUGGCAUCUAUCAAGCUGCGCAAGCCUUAGGCUCCAUUGGCGCUCCUUCUGGAAAUCUUCGAGUUGCGACGUCCGGGACAACAGGGGCUGCUACGGAUGCCUUCCUCCCAUCGAACGGCAAUACCACUGACUUAAUUGUUGGGGGCCAAACCGCUCCGCCUACCAUUCCAGGCUUUCCUGGCCCUGGCACGGAUCAUCCUACCGCGACCGCCAUCCAACCUCAUUCAGCUGACUUAUCGCGACGAACACAAACAUUGGGCCGUCAACCCGAAGAAUUGCAUAUGCCACCUUCAAGUUUGACCAUGGGUCAGCAUUCGUCUCAUCAGCCCUCGCAGAACACACUACCUCAACGCUACGUGCCUUCCCAGGACCAGCUUGCCAGCAAUACGCCAGGGAUCAACGUACAGCAAGCAACACCAAAAACCAGCCAUUUUGCAUCUGCCUCCACGGGAGCUGGACUCCCAGGCGCUCUGCAACCGGGCAAUUCGGGACGGCCUGUGCCGUCUUCUGUGAACACCGCACCAUCCUCGAUACCUUUCGCUCAAACAACCACGCAACCGCCGCAACAAUACAGUACUCCGUCACGUUCUGGAACAGUGAGUCAGGCUCACAGUUACUCUCGAUCCAGCCCUUCUGGCUUCGAGCAAUCGAAAUACAUACCUUAUUCAAGCACACCCGAGAACAAGUAUACCUCUCCUCCAGCGCAGAAAUAUGGGUAUCCGCAAACGCCUUCCGGCGCACUCUCCAAUUCGCCGUUGGGCCUUUCAGACAUCCGUCCCAGAGCAGACUCUUCCUUGUCGGAUGGUCCUCCAAGCGCAAACCCUUUUUUAUUUGAUAUCGCAGCAUCCCAGCCGCCCAAUUGCAACUAUGUGGCUCCAUGGCCCGUGUAUGCAUUCGAUUGGUGUAAAUGGCCGGCGCAGCAACACAGCGGCGGGUCCUCUGCGGGAAAGAUAGCAUUGGGAAGCUACAUUGAGGAUGGCCAUAAUUUUAUUCAAAUCCUCGAUUCUCAGAUUACCUCACAAUCGUCAACCGAUUCUCCCUCGACAUCCCCUGCCCAUGGACUAGAAUUUGUCAAGGUAGCAGAAGCUACCCAUUCGUAUCCUCUUACGCGGAUUCUAUGGGAACCUCCAUCAUCGCAGAAGCAGAGCACAGACCUUUUGGCCACAUCCGGAGAUCAUCUCAGGUUGUGGUCUUUGCCAUCAACUACAGCGACAUCCACCAACAAUUCCAUCACUCGGUCAUCCAAGGAUCAGCUAGUCCAGAAGUUGACCCCGCUUGCCCUCCUCUCCAACUCCAAAUCCCCUGAACACACUGCCCCGCUUACGUCUCUUGAUUGGAAUACGCUGUCGCCGAGUUUGAUCAUCACCGCCAGCAUUGAUACGACUUGCACAAUAUGGGACAUCCCAACACUUACGGCCAAGACGCAGCUGAUAGCUCAUGAUAAAGAAGUCUUUGACGUCCGCUUCUGUGCCAACAGCGUUGACGUAUUUGUAAGCUGUGGCGCUGAUGGUAGCGUGCGCAUGUUUGACUUGAGAAGUCUUGAGCACAGCACAAUCAUCUAUGAGCCCUCUGAGAAGGGUGAAAAAGGUUCGAGCCCUGGAAAUAUGAGCCCCACGACUGCUCAACAAAUGUUGGCCUCUGCUCCUCCACUUCUUCGCGUAGCUGCUUCUCCGCAUGAUUCGCAUCUGCUUGCUACUUUUGCCCAGGAUUCGAGUGUCAUCCGAAUCCUUGACGUCCGGCAACCAGGACAGGCUCUUCUGGAGCUUCGAGGACAUGGUGCGGCUCUGAAUUGUAUGGAAUGGUCACCAUCGCGCCGAGGCACGCUUGCCUCAGGCGGUGACGACUCGCUCGUCCUGGUAUGGGAUCUUUUGAAUCAGUCGAAUGCUGCAGCUCUCCCAGCCGGGAGCAACGGAGCUCCAUCUGGUAAUCCGCCCAGUUCUACCGAGCAUGGACGUGGUCCUGCAGCCUGCUGGCAGUGCGAUUAUGAAGUGAGCAAUAUUAGUUGGGCACCUCAAAGCGCCUUGACAAGCCACGGAAACGAUUGGUUGGGAGUUAGCGGCGGACGAGGACUGUGGGGGGUCAAAACAUGAACAGAACCUCGGUUGCACGCACAUUUCCCUGCGAUUUUAUAGAGUUGGAUCUCAUGGUCAUAUCUGAAUUGGGUCAUUUAUAUUGCAUCGCCGAAUAGCGCGGCGUUUUCGGCAAGGCGGUGCCACUGCAUCAUUCUCUAUGCCAGCCUCUUUUCUUUUUUCGUCUUUUCCUUUACAUGUCGAGGCAUGCCUUUGAUGAUUUACUAUCGAUAUGAUGACGACUGUAGCUCUAAAUACCAGUCAGCAGACACGGCUCUCAGUGGUCACACAACCCAUCAUGAUACCCAA
Messenger RNA from Xylona heveae TC161, 2535 nucleotides. RefSeq names its product WD40 repeat-like protein. Gene Ontology annotation, molecular function: protein binding. The transcript is spliced from 4 exons. Lineage: Eukaryota; Fungi; Ascomycota; Xylonomycetes; Xylonales; Xylonaceae. The coding region runs from base 82 to 2247 and encodes 721 amino acids. The record is from RefSeq and is a predicted model, not a curated record. Gene Ontology annotation, cellular component: nucleus.